Alternaria novae-zelandiae is the source of this 402-nucleotide messenger RNA. RefSeq lists its product as uncharacterized. The transcript is spliced from 2 exons. Lineage: Eukaryota; Fungi; Ascomycota; Dothideomycetes; Pleosporales; Pleosporaceae. The record is from RefSeq and is a predicted model, not a curated record. The coding region runs from base 1 to 402 and encodes 133 amino acids.
AUGCGCUUCUUCGCUAUUACCACCGCCGGAACGCUCCUGUUCCAAAGCAGCACCAUCAUGGCCGCCACGGUCGACCUUCAGUCUAGCCAAGGAAACGCUCGCGCCGCACUGAAAGACCUCAUGAGUCAAUGCCAGAACGGCAACCUAGCAGGGAACGCCAAACGCGUCUCCAGCAACUCGUACAACGGUAUUGUCGCCUACGCCUGCAAUAGCUUCUGCCGCACUGGCUACAUGCCCUGCCAGGACGCUGAGUGGAGCAUUAACCGCGUCAUCAACGACUGCAACGAUGGCAAGGGUAUGGGAUGGGACAGCCAGGAGACCAGGGGCACGUGGUAUGGCAUUGCGCAUGAUUCGGACAACCCGUGCGGCUAUGGCUACACGGGUCGUGGUGCGACAUACUAG